Manihot esculenta (cassava) is the source of this 976-nucleotide messenger RNA. Its product is annotated as HMG-Y-related protein B. The transcript is spliced from 2 exons. Gene Ontology annotation, molecular function: double-stranded DNA binding; nucleosomal DNA binding. Gene Ontology annotation, cellular component: nucleus; chromatin; nucleosome. Lineage: Eukaryota; Viridiplantae; Streptophyta; Magnoliopsida; Malpighiales; Euphorbiaceae. The coding region runs from base 243 to 752 and encodes 169 amino acids. Gene Ontology annotation, biological process: negative regulation of DNA recombination; nucleosome assembly; chromosome condensation. The record is from RefSeq and is a predicted model, not a curated record.
AAUGAAUCAACAAACAGUUUCUUAUUACAUUGCUUUCUAGGAUUUUCGAAGAAUUAAAAGAUUUGGACUUUGCAGGAGUUUUCGCACUCUCUCUCUGCAAAUCUUAUGGCAGCUGAAGAGGGUAAUAAGCUUCCAUCGCUUUCUUCUUACCCUGAGAACCCAUUUCCUUGAAGAAGAAUUUUAUUGUUGAAAAUUUGGUAAAUUUGUAUAAUUUGUAAUUUGAAUAAUGGGGUUCUCUGAAGAUGAUUAUGGCAGCAAUCGCGGGGCUGGAUGAGAAGAAUGGCUCCAACAAGACAUCGAUAUCAAAGUACAUUGAAUCAAAAUAUAGGGACUUGCCAGCAGGCCAUACCACUCUCCUCUCUCACCACCUUAACAGAAUGAAGAGUACUGGAGAGCUAAUCUUUUGGAAAAACAACUACAUGAAGGCAGAUCCCAAUGCACCUCCAAGGCGCGGCCGAGGUAGGCCUCCUAAGCCUAAGGUUCCAUUGCCACCAGGGAUUGUUGUGUCUACUGCCAGACCCAGAGGCCGUCCACCGAAAGACCCAAAUGCACCCCCAAAGCCACUGAAGCCAAGGCCUACACCUAUUGGAAGUGGAAAGCCAAGAGGAAGGCCACGCAAGAUUGCACGGUCCAUGGAGGAAACCAAUGGGUUUACCACUACCAUAGUAAUGGCAAUGGCGACUGGCAGGCCAAGGGGUAGGCCUCCAAAGGUGAGGCCUGCUUCCAUGACUGAAGUCAGUGUUCAAAACUAGGCCACCUUCUUACAGUAGAGAGACAGUUGUAGUUGCUGGACUGACUUGUGUUGUAGAAUUUGGUGUGUUGUGUGUUGAUGUUUGUGCGUGCACGGCUUGUAAUUGCCUGUAGGAUUAGAUGGAUGUAGUUGUUGUUGUUGAUGUUGAUGAAUCGAGUUUAGGUCUUAAUUUAGUUUGUAGAUAAUAAUCUUAAUCUAACAGCAACAACGGUUUCGCAUUGUUUA